UGGCAGCAGUGUCACGUUUACUGGAGAAGAAGUUCCAGACUGUUCCUUUGCCGGAACGUGGCUCUCUUCCUGAAACGCAUACAGUGUCUUCGAGUGCAUAUCGUGGAUUGGGCGAGCGUAGGAUGAGAUGAUACGCUACGGUACUACCAUCCAUGCACAUGAACGGUAUAACGAUGUUGUGCAGCUGUACGAUGCCCUGAAACAUUCAUUACCUAAGCAUCAACGCCAUUUCAUCCCUCCCUCCAAAAAGUCACCCUUCUCGCACGACCAGCUUUACUCGAUCGGCGCCAGAGGCAACUGCAGUAUUGGCUCGGCGCGGUCCUCCUGCACCCUGAGAUUGGUGCAUGUCGGACUGUAAGGUGGUGGGGUAUGGAUCAGGCAAGGAUUAGGCGUCUGAUCAUGCGUGAUGUUUGGUCCAUGGUCAGUGCCAUGAGGUGAGCUGCCACGUUGCGAAUCAUAUUUUUUUCUUUAUUGCACUU
Molecule: messenger RNA, 479 nt
Organism: Suillus paluster
Lineage: Eukaryota; Fungi; Basidiomycota; Agaricomycetes; Boletales; Suillaceae
Exons: 4
Coding region: 128-358 (76 amino acids)
Source: RefSeq, a predicted model, not a curated record